Molecule: messenger RNA, 1570 nt
Organism: Trematomus bernacchii (emerald rockcod)
Lineage: Eukaryota; Metazoa; Chordata; Actinopteri; Perciformes; Nototheniidae
Gene: pgls
Product: 6-phosphogluconolactonase
Exons: 6
Coding region: 99-860 (253 amino acids)
Biological process (GO): pentose-phosphate shunt; carbohydrate metabolic process
Molecular function (GO): 6-phosphogluconolactonase activity
Source: RefSeq, a predicted model, not a curated record
GCUGGUGAGUGAAGUUUCCGGAAGUAGUGCAUUGAAUUACAUUUGCCGACUAAAACUCCUCCACACAUUCUGCUGCUGGGAUUACCAAAAGCUAUCUCAUGGCUGGCAGAAGAGUUGUGGUCUUCCCCUCCUCAGCGGAGCUUGGUCCAGUGCUGGCCCAACUGGUGACAUCUCGGGCUGAGAAGGCCAUCGCCUCUCAUGGCAGGUUCACCUUGGGCCUCUCUGGAGGAAGCCUUGUGUCCAUGCUUGGCAAAGAGCUGCCCGCCCUGCCAGACCUGGACUGCAGCAAGUGGGUGGUGGGCUUCUGUGACGAGCGGCUGGUUCCCUUCGAUGAUCCUGAGAGCACCUAUGGGCUAUACAAGGGUCAGUUGUUUUCCAAGGUCAACAUCCCUGACAGUGGGAUCUUAACCAUUGACUCCUCCUUGCCAGUCAACGAGUGUGCUGAGGAUUAUACCCGCAAACUGAAAGAGGCCUUCCCAGAUGAUAAGUUCCCAGUGUUUGACCUGUUACUGCUAGGUAUGGGGCCUGACGGACACACCUGUUCCCUCUUCCCAGACCACCCUCUCCUGGAGGAAACCAAGAAGAUUGUGGCCCCCAUCAGCGACUCUCCCAAACCACCGCCACAGCGUGUAACUAUGACCUUUCCUGUGGUGAACUCUGCACGCUGUGUGGCUUUGGUGUCAACAGGAGGAAGCAAAGCGCCCGUUCUGAAGGAAGUGCUGGAGGGUAGAGAAGGUCCAGCUUAUCCAGCAGCCCGCGUUGUCCCGACUAAUGGCGAGCUGUUUUGGCUAGUCGAUGACCCCGCAGCUUCUUCCUUAACCAUACAGGUAGAGAGGCUAGGCUCAGGGGCCAAACUAUAAAGCUGCCCGUCGGAUAAAUGAAGGCAGGAAGCUAACCUGAAAGUAGAAACUGGAAAAAAGUGCAGAACAUUCCUACCUUCACAUGACAGUGGUAUUCCUUUACAUAGGUGAAAUAGUGACAUAGGAUAUGGAGAUGAUUUAAAAAGAUUAUAUACGUUUGUUAUCUCAAGGAGUCAGCACUUAUUGGAAUGUGGUUAGUGUGUCUGAGGUGUAGCUUUUUCUGAGUACGGUUUAAAGUCCCCCUCCCCUUCAAAAUGUGUUUAUUUAGCUUAUUUUUACAUAACUGUACAGAAUAAUGCACAGUAUGGGCAUAGUUUGAUAUUAGUCAUUUGAAGAAUACAGCUAAAAUAAAGUGAAAAUGGACUUCAGGUAUGGGAGAUAUCUUGCACUGUCUAAAUACUCUCAAUGGAGAAUGAGUUGGUGUAAUUUUAUGAAUUUAAGAAUAAUCUACUUUAUUUUGUUGUGAAACCCCCAAAUCAUUAACUGAUGCAGAGUAUUUAAUUGACAAAAAUGUGUCUGAGGAAGAUCUUUAAAGUUAGACUUUUUUGGCUUUGAAGUUCAGGAAAUUCAUAAAACACAAGUGCAGUCCAGAUCAACAGUUAAUUCGUCUGACAACGUUAUAAUUAAUACACUGUAUUUGGGUGCAUUUCUGAAACGCCUUUUACAACGUAUUUUCAUUAGCAAUUUGGAAAAAUAAAAAGUGAAUUGAA